Molecule: messenger RNA, 1125 nt
Organism: Rotaria sordida
Lineage: Eukaryota; Metazoa; Rotifera; Eurotatoria; Philodinida; Philodinidae
Source: the annotation of a GenBank genome assembly
AUGCCGUCGUAUUCAACACCAUUGAAAUUAGGUCCUUUACUCUUAAAAAAUCGUGUUAUAAUGGCAUCAUUAACACGUGAUCGAAACCGUAUUCCUGGUCCACUUCAAGUAGAAUAUUAUACACAACGUGCUGGUGCUGGUCUUAUUCUUACUGAAGGUACAUUCAUCGAAGAGCUUGGUUGUGAAUGGAGUAAUGCACCUGGUAUUUAUACAAAUGAACAAGUAGCUGGUUGGAAAAAAAUUGUUGAUAGUGUUCAUGCUCGUCAAGGCUUAAUAUAUAUUCAAUUAUGGCAUAUUGGACGAGUAGCUCAUCCACUUCUUCAAAAUGGUCGACCAAAUGUUGGACCAUCAGCAUUAGCAGCUAAAGGUGGUAAAUUUUCACAAAUAAAAGGUGAACCUGGAUAUGUUGUACCAGAAGCAAUUAAAGAUCCUACAUUUUAUAUUUCUUUAUAUAAACAAGCUGCUGAACGAGCUAAAGAAGCUGGAUUUGAUGGAGUUGAAUUACAUAGUGCAAAUGGUUAUUUACCUCAUCAAUUUAUUGAUAAUACAUCAAAUCAUCGAACAGAUCAAUGGGGAGGAUCAGUAGAAAAUCGUUGUCGAUUUCCAUUAGGUAUUAUUGAUGAACUAUCUCGUGUUUAUGGAAAUGAUCGUGUGGGUAUUAAACUAUCACCCAGUGGCGGUUAUAAUGAUAUAGGUAUGAAUGACACAGAUACAAUUGAAACUUAUGGAUAUCUUAUCAAAGAAUUAAAUGCUCGACGUCUUGCAUACAUACAAUUAGCACGUUACUGGGCUUUUGUAGAUCCAGCAGGUCGUGGAAAAAAUGUUGAUAUAUUUCAAUGGAGAAAAUUGAUUAAUUCCGAACAUACAGCAUUUUUUGUCAAUACAGAUUUUGAUAGUGAAGAAGGUGCAAAAGUAUUAGAAUCUGGUAUGGCCGAUGCAAUUGUAUUUGGUCGAUUGUAUAUUUCAAAUCCAGAUCUAGCUGAACGUUUGAUUAAAAAUCGAGAAUUAAAUACGUACUUGAAUAUGCAAGGUCUCUGUGGUGGUGGACGAGAAGGAUAUACAAAUUAUCCAACAUAUGAAAAACAAAAACUACAACAAUUUUUAUCCAAUAUAGAAUAUCUUUAG